GCCUAUGCAGCUAUCGGAGAGGGGAACAAGAAAAAACAAAGCACGUUUCUUGCCUUAGGUUUGUUUUAGUGCGAACGUUUUCAGUUUCAAAGUGGGUGUAACUGUUCACUCUGGAGGUAACUAUUGACAUUUACAGAUCACCUUUUCUUGUAUGAAAACUAUGAAUGAAGUAAGCUGGCCUUUGAAGACCUGACAUACGGAAAAUACAGAACUCAUACGAGACAGCAGACACCAGGGGAGGCUGUGUUCACGUAUCAGAGCCCAGCCUGGCGUCAUCAUGUCAGCCGAAGCGAACACGCACCCCCCACGUCUCGUGAAUCCUCCGCCCCCUGAAGUGACGGACCCCAACACUCCAGGCCGGAAGACCAACCAGCUGCAAUACAUGCACAACGUAGUGAUCAAAUCCCUGUGGAAGCACCAGUUUGCCUGGCCUUUCUACCAGCCUGUUGAUGCAGUGGCUCUGGGACUACCAGACUACCAUAAAAUUAUAACAUCUCCAAUGGAUUUGGGAACCAUCAAACAACGACUUGAGAACAGCUUCUACUGGAGCGCAAGUGACUGUAUGCAAGACUUCAACACCAUGUUCACAAACUGCUACAUCUACAACAAGCCCACUGACGACAUCGUGCUGAUGGCCCUCGCCGUGGAGAAGGUUUUCCUGCAGAAGGUUUCCCAGAUGCCUCAGGGAGAGGUGGAGAUUUCUCCACAGGUGGCCAAAGGGAAGGGCAAGAAAAGUAGCACUCCAGGUGGGGAGAAUGUGACUGCUGACACAUGUUCUACGGCUGCAUCGCCCACAUCUCAGCCCAGCCUCAGCUGCACCACCUCCCCCCCCGCAGCCCAACACCCUACACUCACCACAUUAAAAAAGAAGCACGUGAAGCGGAAAGGAGACUUCCCCUCGGAUUUCUCCUCCGCAGGCUUCACCAGUUUGAGUGAUUCAUCAGGAGGCAAGAGGAGACGAGAAAGCACAGAGCCCGGACAGGAAUUAAGUGAAGAGAAUAAUCAGCUCCAGUAUUGCAGCGACAUCCUGAAGGAAAUGCUGUCGAGGAGACAUGUUGCCCACGCCUGGCCUUUCUACAAGCCAGUGGACACUGAAGCUCUGCAGCUCCACGACUACCACCUGAUCAUCAAAUACCCCAUGGACCUCGGGACAGUGAAGAGCAAGAUGUCUGAAGGGCAGUACACGGACGCUCAAGGCUUCGCUGCAGACGUCCGGCUCAUUUUUUCCAACUGCUACAAAUACAACCCUCCAAAUCACGACGUGGUCAUCCAGGCCAGAAAACUUCAGAGUGUGUUUGAGAAGUGGUUUGCCAAGAUGCCAGAGGAGCCGGUGGAGAUGCCUUUACCAAAGAGCGCAGGUUUUGGUGAAAUCAGCACCAACAGCUCCUCCAACCUGGACUUAGAGGAGGAGCGGGCCACUCGACUUGCUGAGUUGCAAGAACAGGUGGGUGCAGAACAGCUCAAAGCUGUUCACGACCAGCUCUCUGCCCUCUCUGACGUCCCCGUGAUGAAACCAAAGAAGAAGAGAGAAAAGGACAAGAUGAAGAAGGAGGAGGAGGAGGACAGCAGGCAACACAAAGGCAGCCCGAAUCCCAUCUCCAGGGAGUGGACGGCGAUCAAAGAGUGGGACUCGGACGAUGAAAGUCUGCUGAUGACGUACGACGAGAAGCACCAGCUGAGCCUGGAUAUCAACCGGUUACCGGGCAUCAAGCUGGGAAACGUGGUGCGCAUCAUACAGACGCGAGAACCCACCAUGCGCGACACCAACCCCGACGAGAUCGAGAUCGACUUCGAGAUGCUGAAGCCGUCCACCCUGCGCGAGCUGCAGCGCUACGUCCAGUACUGUCUGCGCAAGAAGUUCAACAAGUUUCAGAAGAGAAGCAUGCGAGCAGUGCAGCAUCACGUCAGCAGCAGCAGCUCCUCAGAUUCAGACAGCAGCAGCUCUUCUGACUCCAGUUCAGAAAACAGCGACUCCUGACAGCUUCUAAUGUUUCUAUUUAUUUCUUCAAAUGAGAGUUCCUCAAUAGCAUUUUGUAUUUGUUCUAUGUUCUAAAAUGUGGAAAAUUAAACUUCCCAACACAG
Notothenia coriiceps (black rockcod) is the source of this 2082-nucleotide messenger RNA. It is a transcript of the gene brd3a, whose product is annotated as bromodomain containing 3a. The record is from RefSeq and is a predicted model, not a curated record. Gene Ontology annotation, biological process: regulation of DNA-templated transcription; chromatin remodeling. Bases 278 to 1978 code for a protein of 566 amino acids. NCBI's taxonomy places the organism in Eukaryota, Metazoa, Chordata, Actinopteri, Perciformes, Nototheniidae. Gene Ontology annotation, cellular component: nucleus; chromatin. The transcript has 11 exons.